Molecule: messenger RNA, 1419 nt
Organism: Baudoinia panamericana UAMH 10762
Lineage: Eukaryota; Fungi; Ascomycota; Dothideomycetes; Mycosphaerellales; Teratosphaeriaceae
Exons: 2
Coding region: 196-1164 (322 amino acids)
Biological process (GO): fungal-type cell wall organization
Cellular component (GO): cell cortex of cell tip; plasma membrane
Source: RefSeq, a predicted model, not a curated record
GACACGCACAUGGCCAACGACGCUUGACUCUGGUCUGGCAUUGAUGAUGUCGUAAGCCUAAACCAACGGUAGGUGAGGUGCAUUGUACGCCCCAUCCUCGUCGUACACUCGACCGUCAAUUCGGCCGUAGCCAUCUCUUCUUACGCCAGUUUACCCUUUCACAAAUUUUGUGCCAUAUUGACACAGGUGCCCACGAUGUUUGGCCGCAAGAGGAGGAACAAUGAGGAGACUGGUGACGACUUCGUCCGCAACAGCACACAUACCGAGCGUACCCUCACAAACGACUUUGAGCCCUCGAAAGCGCAAGUCAAACGAGCUACGCGGACACGUCUUUGCUGGGCUUUGAUCGCCUCCUUCUGCCUACUCAUUGCUGUGGUUUUCCUGAUACUGGUCGAACUCGGAGACACUCAGGUCAACUCAACGCUCAACCAAAUUUAUUUUAUCCGACUGGACUUGACCAACAUCAUCCCCGUAACCGUGCCUGAUGCGACGCUUAUAAAUUCUAUUGCGCAAACUCUUGGGUUGCACGAUUUCUAUACCGUAGGAUUGUGGGGCUUCUGCGAAGGAUACAAUGGUCAAGGCACCGUUGAGUGUUCCGCUCCGCAGACUCUGUACUGGUUCAAUCCUGUGGAGAUCCUGCAGAGCCAGUUGCUGUCAGGCGCUACUAUCGCUCUACCCGCAGAGGUCAACGAUAUCCUUAGUCUCAUCCGGACGGUCUCGAAUUGGAUGUUCGGUCUCUUCCUCAGCGGCGCCUGCCUGUCAUUCUUGAUGAUAUUCCUCGUACCAAUAUCAGUCUUCAGUCGAUGGGCCACCCUGCCCAUUAUGAUGUUCACAUUCCUGGCAGCGCUCCUUGUCACCGUUGCCGCGGUCAUUGCGACGGUUCUGUUCACAAUUAUGCAGGACGCCAUCACCAGCCAGACAAGUCUGAAUAUCGGUGCAAGCAUUGGCAGGGAGAUGUUUGUUUUUAUGUGGAUCGCGGCGGCUACCAGUAUUCUGGCAUGGCUGAUCAUGCUCGGACAGUGCUGUUGCUGUGCAUCGAGAAGAGAUGUCAAGACUGGGCGGAAGAGGGGAAGCAAAAAGGCAUGGCGCAAUGCAGAGACGAUGGGCGUCGGUGAGAAAGGGCCGGAGGAGAGGCGCGGUCGUUUCGGUAGACGGAAGGUUUAAAUAAUACAUUAGCGACGGGGUUUGGCUGCAUGAUGUCUGCGAUGGAAAGCAGGAUAGCAUGGCGUUCAGCAGGGCAUGUAUCUUUCACGAGCAAUAUUCAGACAUCGCGUAGUUUUGAAGCCGUUGGCGCAUUCCGCAUCAUCAUCGAUUGCGAGCGAAGCUUGGUACCAGUUUGGGCGGCUUGAGAUUUUUCGUAUUGAUGGGAUAACGAUGCAGAGGAAUGGAUGCAACAAAGUGAACAAUCUACUCAUCGAG